AUGCCUGCUACCACGGCGGACACGCUUUCCCUCGUCACGCGGACCGUCACUGUUGCUCCGUUGGUACUUCUCUCCGUCGCAGAUCACUAUGGACGCUCUGCAAAGGGCACUCGGAAGCGAGUGGUUGGCGUACUGCUAGGAGAACACAUUGGAGGGAAUGUGCGGGUGUCAAACAGCUUCGCCGUCCCGUUCGAGGAAGACGAAAAGGAUCCAUCAGUGUGGUUCUUAGAUCACAACUUUGUCGAGUCGAUGCGAGACAUGUUCAAGAAGAUUAACGCCCGCGAGAAGCUGAUCGGAUGGUAUCACUCCGGCCCGAAACUGCGCGCUUCGGAUCUCGAGAUCAACGAGCUAUUCAAACGAUACACACCAAACCCCCUGCUAGUUAUUGUAGAUGUACAACCGAAGGAGGUUGGCGUCCCAACCGAUGCUUACUUUGCGGUGGAUGAAAUCAAGGACGACGGUACCACUACAUCCAGGACGUUCGUGCAUACCCCAUCUACAAUCGAAGCAGAGGAAGCAGAGGAAAUCGGUGUGGAACACCUUCUCCGAGACAUCAGAGACGUCGCUGUGGGAACUCUCUCCACCCGCAUCACAUCGCAACUGCAGUCCUUGCAAGGCUUACACCUCCGCCUCCGUGAUAUUGGCCAAUAUCUUCAGAAGGUUCUUGACCACGAACUACCCGUGAACCACGCCAUCCUCGGUAAUCUCCAAGAUGUCUUCAACCUCCUUCCCAAUCUGUCUACACCGAGUACCACGGCGCGGGUUGGCGGUGAGCCAGAACAAUCAACAGAUAACGCCGAGUUGGCUCGCGCUAUGAGCAUCAAGACGAACGACCAAUUGAUGGCCAUCUACCUAAGCAGCUUGGUCCGUGCCGUUACAGCGUAUCACGACCUUAUUGAGAACAAGAUUCAGAACCGACAACAGCAGGAAGAAGUCGAGCAGAAGAGGGAGCAGGAGGCCAACAGCGCGAAGAAUGAGAAGGAGGGCGCAAAGAAGGUCACAAACACAUCUGAGCCGAAGGAGGAGUCCAAGGAGAAGACCAAGCGGUAGACAGUCACCAAGUGAAUAUGAUAUGAUCUAGGUCGGUGCAUGUAAUGUACA
This is a messenger RNA of Aspergillus nidulans FGSC A4, 1101 nucleotides long. RefSeq names its product proteasome regulatory particle lid subunit RPN8 (gene rpn8). The transcript is spliced from 3 exons. The coding region runs from base 1 to 1050 and encodes 349 amino acids. Gene Ontology annotation, molecular function: peptidase activity. The record is from RefSeq and is a predicted model, not a curated record. NCBI's taxonomy places the organism in Eukaryota, Fungi, Ascomycota, Eurotiomycetes, Eurotiales, Aspergillaceae. Gene Ontology annotation, cellular component: proteasome storage granule; proteasome regulatory particle, lid subcomplex; proteasome regulatory particle. Gene Ontology annotation, biological process: proteasome-mediated ubiquitin-dependent protein catabolic process.